AUGUACGAGUCCACCUCGCUGGAUCUUCACCGGCUGAGCCGACAACGCCUCCACAAACGAUACGAGUCAGACGAGGAAGAUGUAUCGGAGUCGGAUGCCGGUCCGGACUUGGUUCCCUCACUGGUAGGCUCAAACCGAGCUGGAACCAUCGAUUCAGACCUCAGUGCCGAUGAAAACUCGCACACGGAUCCAGAUUCUGACCGGGAGGAGCACCUACUGGCUCCAUUCCCGGUGGCUAAACGGCCCCGACCUGUCUCGAUGGAUACCGUGAAGCGAAGCAGUGAUGCAACCUUUGCGGAGAAUACCCGCGUAUUUGAUCCCGAAGAGCAGAUGGUACUUGAGAUUCCGCUGCCGGAGAGUCCUCCUGAACUAGAUUCGAACCUCUACCUACAGCCAGCUAUCUAUGUCUCACCAAAUACACCACCGACCAACAGAAGGUCUCGCUCUUCGUCACCGUCGUCUAUCUUUUCCGUGGAGAAUGCCGAGAUCCAGGUUGCCAGAAAGAUCAUUAUGAUGGAGCCACCGACUCGUCCGACACUGGUCUUCAUUAACUCCUUAGGAUCACGGUCCAAGGGUUCUCGAGCACGCCCCAGCCAUUCUAGAACACGGGGCAACACUCGAAACAGGGAGUCCCGUAUUUUCGACGGCAAGCUUGAAGGCAGUCUCCAGGUCCCACGUCUGACAGACGUGAAACCUACGUCAUCACCGCGGAUUUCUGAACAUUCGACAGACCGUGAUGGAUCCACCCACACAACCCCAGAUCUAUCAACACUGCAUGAGGACACCCUCGCUGUGCUCCAGAGCACAAGUGCCACCAUAAGUAGCGUCUCGGACAUCCCAGUCCUCCCCUACUUCCCACCAUCCCCUCGCCAACAACCACAAUCAUGUCUCCGCCAGCGACCACGCACAUCCGGCUCCGAGAAACCAUUCACCACUCUGACCGCACGCUCAUCUCGCCGGCCCACAGAAUCAGGUCUCCGGCCACCCGCCCUCCGUAGCAACAGCAACUGCAGCACGCCAUCACCAUCAUUCUCGCCACGCCCCACGUCCCCAUUCCCAGAUGAUCAACGAUAUUUCCCCGACCACAGCGAGCCGCUGUCCAGAGCAUGCAGUCCCGCAUCAACAUGUUCCUUCCCACCCCAACAAUACAUCCACAAUUCCAAGCGUGGACCCAUCGCCCCCUUAACACCCAGCAACCAAAACAUAUUCUCACAUCGCUCCCCAAUGAUGCGCCGCAUGACGAGGAAACACUCCGCAGCCUCAAGCAUUUCUAUCAGUAGCUUACGAUCGGAUAUGGAUACGAGCGCCAUGUACGCAACAACCAGCCAUUCGGCCGUGAAUCUGAACACGAUUACCUAUGAUUCUCGUCCCGUGCGGAAAUCGAGUCAGAGGCGUCAUGCUCGACAUGCUAGCUCGGCGACUAGCGGUGGAAGUGGACGUGGGUUUAUGGGAUUGAAGUUGGGAAAGAGAGCGUUUAAUAAAGUUUAA
Molecule: messenger RNA, 1488 nt
Organism: Penicillium odoratum
Lineage: Eukaryota; Fungi; Ascomycota; Eurotiomycetes; Eurotiales; Aspergillaceae
Exons: 1
Coding region: 1-1488 (495 amino acids)
Source: RefSeq, a predicted model, not a curated record